CACAACGACCUACCUCAUCUCGUUUUGAGGAUUCCAAUCAAAAGAUCCCACGCCCCAAGCGAGCGCCACCUUUGUACCGAUCUCCCGGUUCUUCUACGCCGCCAAAAGGAAAGGUGUUUUUGUACUGCCACUGCACGUGUUCUCCAAUCUCUUGUCACCCAGCCACACCAGUCGCCAUAGCUGCUGGACGGAGAAGAAGAUCCCUCAAGGCCUGCCCUGCGCGGCUAAGCUUUGCGCAAAGCGUCCUUCUCUUUAGUGGAAAAGUAGAAAGCAGCCAUCAAAAGAGGCCCUUUGGCUUUGGCCCCAAAGUUCUUGGUGGCCUGGCUGGAUUGGAUAUUUGGAUGUCUGUUCUUCUUGGCUGGAUAUCUCGUUCUCUAGAAGACGAAGUCGUCUGGUUCAUGGCGUAGUCAUUUUAGCAGGACAGGGAGAGGUUGCAGCAGCAUCGGAGCAACGCCAUGGGAGAGGUUGCAGCAGACAUGUACACGCAAGACGGGACCGUCGACAUCAAGGGGAACCCCGCCGUGAAGAAGGGCACCGGCAACUGGCGCGCCUGCCCCUACAUCCUCGCGAACGAGUGCUGCGAGAGGCUGGCGUACUACGGCAUGAGCACCAACCUAGUGAACUACAUGAAGACCCGCCUCGGCCAGGAGAACACCGUCGCCGCCAACAACGUCACCAACUGGGGGGGAACAUGCUACAUCACGCCACUCAUCGGUGCAUUCUUGGCCGACGCCUACAUGGGGAGAUACUGGACCAUUGCCAGCUUCAUGAUAAUCUACAUAUUCGGGUUGACGCUCCUGACAAUGGCGUCGUCGGUGAAGGGGCUGGUGCCAUCGUGCGACAACGGGACGUGCCACCCGACGGAGCCGCAGACGGCGGCGGUGUUCGUGGCGCUGUACCUUAUCGCGCUGGGCACGGGCGGGAUCAAGCCGUGCGUGUCGUCGUUCGGCGCCGACCAGUUUGACGAGAACGACGAGAGGGAGAAGAAGAGCAAGAGCUCCUUCUUCAACUGGUUCUACUUCUCCAUCAACAUCGGCGCGCUGGUGGCGUCGUCGGUGCUGGUGUACGUGCAGACGCACGUCGGCUGGGGCUGGGGCUUCGGCAUACCCGCCGUUGUCAUGGCCAUCGCCGUCGCCAGCUUCUUCUUCGGUACGCCGCUGUACCGGCACCAGCGGUCCGGUGGCAGCCCGAUCACGCGCAUCGCGCAGGUGCUCGUUGCGUCGGCGCGCAAGUGGAACGUGACCGUGCCCGCCGACAAGUCGCUGCUGCACGAGACCGUGGACAAGGAGUCUGGCAUCCAAGGGAGCCGCAAGCUGGAGCACACCGAUCAGUUCAGAUUUCUUGACAAGGCUACGGUGGAGACGGCGGAGGACAAGGCGGCGGAGCGCGCAGCUAGCGCGUGGCGGCUGUGCACUGUAACGCAGGUGGAGGAGCUCAAGAGCGUGGUGCGGCUGCUUCCCAUCUGGGCGAGCGGGAUCGUGUUUGCGACGGUGUACUCGCAGAUGACCACCAUGUUCGUGCUGCAGGGCAACACGAUGGACCCGCGCAUGGGCCCCAACUUCAGCAUCCCCUCGGCGUCGCUCUCCAUCUUCGACACGCUCAGCGUCAUCGUCUGGGUGCCCGUCUACGACCGCCUCAUCGUGCCCGCCGUGCGCUCCGUCACGGGGCGGCCGCGCGGGUUCACGCAGCUGCAGCGCAUGGGCAUUGGCCUCGUCAUCUCCAUCUUCUCUAUGCUCGCCGCGGGCGCUCUCGAGGUCGUCCGGCUGCGCACUGUCGCGCGGCACGGCCUGUACGGGGGCAAGGACAUCGUGCCCAUCUCCAUCUUCUGGCAGGUGCCGCAGUACUUCAUCAUCGGCGCCGCGGAGGUCUUCACCUUCGUCGGCCAGCUCGAGUUCUUCUACGACCAGGCGCCCGACGCCAUGAGGAGCAUGUGCUCCGCGCUGUCGCUCACCACCGUCGCGCUCGGCAACUACCUCAGCACGGUGCUGGUGACCAUCGUGACGCGCAUCACCACAAGGCACGGCAAGCUCGGGUGGAUCCCGGACAACCUCAACCUUGGCCACCUUGACUACUUCUUCUGGCUGCUCGCCUUGCUCAGCCUCCUCAACUUCAUCGUCUACCUCGUCAUCGCCAGCUGGUACAAGUACAAGAAGACGGCGGAUUACCCUGACGCCAAAGGGGAGCACAACCAAGAGCACUGACUGAACAGGGAAGGCCAAGUGAAGUGAUUUCUCUGUCAAUGUGUGUGCUCAAAAGGUGGAAGCAAGAUGGUAUCAUUUGUGACGUUGAAGAAUGUUCUAUCAAUGUUCACUGAACUGCCUGCGGGCGAUUAGUUGUUUAGUUGGCAUGUUUAGUUUUGAUGUGCAAUGCUUAAUCCCAAGUAUCAAUAUUUAUAAGAAAACAGAGUAUCUUGUUUUGA
Messenger RNA from Phragmites australis (common reed), 2419 nucleotides. Its product is annotated as protein NRT1/ PTR FAMILY 8.1-like. Gene Ontology annotation, cellular component: membrane. Gene Ontology annotation, molecular function: transmembrane transporter activity. The transcript is spliced from 4 exons. The record is from RefSeq and is a predicted model, not a curated record. Lineage: Eukaryota; Viridiplantae; Streptophyta; Magnoliopsida; Poales; Poaceae. Gene Ontology annotation, biological process: oligopeptide transport; transmembrane transport. The coding region runs from base 456 to 2201 and encodes 581 amino acids.